This is a messenger RNA of Nicotiana tabacum (common tobacco), 1246 nucleotides long. RefSeq lists its product as uncharacterized. NCBI's taxonomy places the organism in Eukaryota, Viridiplantae, Streptophyta, Magnoliopsida, Solanales, Solanaceae. The record is from RefSeq and is a predicted model, not a curated record.
CAUUUCACCUUCUCAUAUUUUUCUCUGAAUUUUCUUGAUCCUACCGCUCUAACUCCUCUAUACCAUUCAACCCCCAAAACCCCGUAUUUUUUUUGGUGUUUUUUUUCACCAUUGAUUUUCUUUUUUGGGUAAAGAAUUAUUAAUCUUGUUACAUUUUUCUUUGAACAGAUAUUUAAAGUUAGUUAUGGGAAAAAGAAAGAGAAAAGCUGACCUCAACAAGACUCCUCCUCCUUCAGUUGCCCGCCCCCUAACUAGCGAAAGGAAAUCUAUGUUUUAGACUUCUCACUUCUCUUUAAGUUUCCUGGAGAAAUGACAAGUUGUCAUUGCAGACCUGAUGCCACCCUCGCCCAGAAUGGAUGCAUUAUCGAAACAGAAAUUCUCUCAUCAAGUCGACAACAGUGGUAUGAAGUCUUUCUUAUCCAUUGCGGAUAUCGUAGAUGGUCCUGUGAAGGUAACCCAAGGCCAACAGUCAUCUAUUGUUCACCGUCGAAAUAUUGACAUUCUAAAGUCUUUGAGGCAUCCCCGUCACUAUGGCCGCCAUUAUUCCCGACGGAGAUCUGCUACUAAUGCUGAGGCAUCAACUUCCCAUGGUGGUCAUACACCUUCUUAUGAUGAGAAGUUGUCCUUAAAAAUGGCAAGCAAAUGCUAUUCAGAUUCUGGACAUGACACAGAGAAUAGGCAAAGAGCAGUUCAUAAACCAGAAGGAGCUCCAUCCAGUUCAUUGGCAACGAGGAUAAUAUCAUCUGAUGCGGGGAAACUCUUUUGCGUAUUAUGCCAGAAGUUUCUGAAGGAGGACCCUUACAUCAUGCUUGAAAACAAUUUACCUGUAGGCGAGACUUGUGUUGUGGCUGUUUUAGCUUGUGGUCAUCUUUACCAUGCUGAUUGUUUGGAACGGAGAACAAACCGUGAAGAUAGACAGGAUCCGCCCUGUCCAAUUUGUCUCGGCUUGGUUUCUCAGGUUGAUGCUUCAGUAGAACAAGAGUAGGUCAGCUUUUGUGCCUGGAUACCGAUAAUCUUUUUGAAGAUUAGAUGUAUUUAGAGGGAAACGCGGUUGAGCGAUUAAGAAUCAUCUAGAGAGAUACAAUCUUGUAAAUGAUUUUCGAUGCUUUUUAUCUGCAAAUAUAGUAUAGGAAGGAGUUGAAAUGGUAAAUGGCAUCCUGUAUGGGGGGCUUUUCUUCUUCACAAUGUAAGACUUCAAGCUACUAGAUCAAUGCCCAUGUAUAUAUUUUUCCAGCUAUUGGGUGGU